Molecule: messenger RNA, 335 nt
Organism: Staurois parvus
Lineage: Eukaryota; Metazoa; Chordata; Amphibia; Anura; Ranidae
Source: the annotation of a GenBank genome assembly
UUGGCAGUUUAUAUUUACUAAAACAAUUGAAUUUCCAUGUUGAGUACUGUGGGAGACUGGAUAUAGUGAAUGCAGGGUCCUGGGAGACCGGAUAUAGUGAAUGCAGGGUCCUGGGAGACAGAUAUAGUGAAUGCAGGGUCUGGGGAGACCAGAUAUAGUGAAUGCAGGGGUCCGGGGAGACCAGAUAUAGUGGAUGCAGGGUCCAGGGAGACCAGAUAUAGUGAAUGCAGGGUCCUGGGAGACUGGAUAUAGUGAAUGCAGGGUCCAGGGAGACCAGAUAUAGUGGAUGCAGGGUCCAGGGAGACCAGAUAUAGUGAAUGCAGGGUCCUGGGAGA